AUGGCCGAGACGAAACUUUUCGAGCCGCUUGAGCUGGGCACGGUGCAGCUUCAGCACCGUGUGGUCAUGGCACCUCUUACCCGACUUCGUGCCGACAAGGACCACGUCCAAUUGCCUAUUGCUGUGGAAUACUACUCGCAAAGGGCAUCAGCAGGGGGUCUUAUCAUCGCCGAAGCAGUCCUGAUCUCUCCUGAACAUGGUGGCUUCAGAAACGCACCAGGAAUAUACACAGAAGCCCAGAUCCAGCGAUGGAAUGAAAUCACUGAUGCAGUUCAUGCCAGAGGCGGGUUCAUCUAUGCUCAACUGGUUUCGGUCGGUAGAGUCGCAGACACCACUCUCUUGAAGGAAGAAGGAGAUUUCCCUCUUCUCAGCUCUAGCGAAACGCCAUUCACCGAAGGACCAGACUCCCUCCCUCACGCCAUGACCGAGCAAGAAAUCAAANAAGCAGCAGACACCUUUGCCCAAGCAAGCACAAACGCAAUCAAAGCAGGCUUCGACGGCAUAGAACUGCACGGCGCAAACGGCUACCUCAUCGAUCAAUUCACCCAAGAUACCUGCAACCGCCGCACCGACUCUUACGGCGGCAACAUCCAAAACCGCUCUCGAUUUGCCCUUGAAGUUUCUCAAGCUUGUGUUGAUGCUAUCGGUGCUGAUCGUGUCGGUUUCCGCAUCAGUCCCUUUAGCACUUUCCAAGGCAUGAAGAUGAAGNAUCCUCUCCCUCAGUUCUCGCACUUGGUCACCGAGCUCAAGAAGCAGAAACUGGCUUACUUGCACAUCAUCGAGUCGCGCGUCAUCAACAGUGUUGAUUGCGAAAAGACUGAGGGUAUUGAGCCGUUGCUAGAGAUUUGGGAUAACGUGUCUCCUGUUUUGGUUGCCGGUGGCUUUUCUCCUCAAUCGGCGAAAGUUGCGGUUGAUGAAGAGUAUAAGGAGCACGAUACUGCUGUUGUGUUUGGACGUCACUUCAUCGCCAACCCGGAUCUACCGAAGAGGAUCGAGAAGGGAUUGGGAUUGAACAAGUAUGACAGGAGUACGUUUUAUGCUCCUAUGCAAAAGGAAGGGUAUUUGGAUUAUCCAUUUUACGAGCAGAGUAAGGACGUAGAGAUCCAGGCAUGA
Molecule: messenger RNA, 1113 nt
Organism: Aureobasidium uvarum
Lineage: Eukaryota; Fungi; Ascomycota; Dothideomycetes; Dothideales; Saccotheciaceae
Source: the annotation of a GenBank genome assembly